AUGGGCGCUGCGGCCGAGCGGUUCGGUUACUGGCGCAGUAUCAUCGGCUCGUUGACCGCGUGCGUUGCGUUUAUCGGCAUCAUCUUCGCGGGCUUGCUACCUCUCUUGCUCGCUGGGAAAGUUCUGAUCAGUGGUGGGAUGCAGGAUUUCGUCAUUCCGAACUAUGUAGGCGCAGGCGCGCGCCGCGUGGAUGGCUUGAAUGAUGCGGGUGCUGUGCUCAUCGCAUUCCUUUCCGACCUGAAGAACAAACGAGCUGGUGCGCAGGAAUUGCAGAAUCGUUGA
Molecule: messenger RNA, 282 nt
Organism: Aspergillus saccharolyticus JOP 1030-1
Lineage: Eukaryota; Fungi; Ascomycota; Eurotiomycetes; Eurotiales; Aspergillaceae
Exons: 3
Coding region: 1-282 (93 amino acids)
Source: RefSeq, a predicted model, not a curated record